GGUAAUCUUGCUCAAAAUACACCACUUUCAUUACGCUGUAAUCCUUUUAGCAGAAACAAUUCAAAAAUGUUUUAGUGCUGGAAACGACAACGUGCCGACAUAUUUUCCAUUCGACUUAAAGUACAAAAAGUGAUCGUAAUUAAAAGAAUGUUAGUCUUCGUAAUUGUCUCAUUGUUUGCCGGUGUUAAGUGUCAGGUUGAUUUAGCGAACUUUUUCGGAGAAUGUCAAAAAACCGAAGAAACCUUCGAUGACUGCGUUAAAGAUGGAUUAAAUUCCUUGAGAGCAUAUUUCAAAACAGGGUUGCCUGACUACAGCAUUGCCCCUUUUGACCCAUUUUUUGCGGCAGAAGUGCCGCAAAAACGAAGUGGACCCUUCUUUAAUUACAAAUUAAUUCUCCGUAAUGUCACCGAAUCUGGAUGGACUUCGUCACAGAUUAAUAAAUUCAGAACCGAUUUUAAUAAAAAUUUCAUCGAGUUUACUCAAUUUUUUCCCGAUAAAAAAUUGAGUGGGUUGUACGAAAUCGAAGGGACUUUUUUUGGCAAUAAAAUCACAAAUCAAGGGUCAUGGAAUUUGAAUUUGCUUGAUUAUGUGCAAACCAUGACCGUUACGAGAAAACCACGACGAGACGCAAAUGGGCAAAUAAUCCCAAAUCCACCACUGAAAGUCCAAGUUAAUGUCCAGUCUUGCAACAAACUGGAACUGCACAUUGGACACUUGGCUGGAGAAAACAUGCUGGAUUGGGUCAUCAACAAUGCCUGGCAGCCAGGUUUCGUGGUCCUAAGACCGCUGAUAAACGAUUUAGUCGGUACAGCAUUUACGGAAAUAUUGAACAAAAAUUUCCAAAACUUCCCGUUUGAAAAAGUGUUUCCCAAUUAGGUUCAAGUACGUGUACUAUUAUGUCAUUUUUCUUUGUACAACAAAUUUGUAAAUUGCAAUAAUUGACAAAAAUUUUAAUUAGCAUUUGGCAAUUGCAACUAAUCAGUGCACACGGAAUUACUCUAUUGUCACUAAUUAUUGUUUCAUAGUAUCGUUUGUAAUUUAAUUACAUACACGAACGCAAUUGUAAAAUUUUCAAGUUGCCAUAAUUAAGAAUUUUGUUAAAGCAUAAUUUGGAAAACACUUAUUAUCACCGGAUUUCUGAAAUAUUGUGUUAUUGUUGUGUGAUUAUUGUACCAUAAAAAUAUUUUUGUACUUAAACUGCAUUAUCAGUAGAAUCCAGAUUAUCGGGACUAAUUCGUUUCGGAUAACUACAGGACAAUAUAGGUAGUAUUGAAAGUUCUAAAGGUUUUGGACAAACUUUUAUUAUUUGAAAUACGAUUACGGAUAAUCGGGAGUCUGCUGUAUUCAAAAAGGAAACAAUAAAUUUGUACUUAAAUUUAAACAUUGUUUUCUCUAUUACUAAACAAGUAAAAUUAAUGUUUAGGCAACUAUUUUUCUAGUCAUUUAAUUUUCAAACUAUUACAUAUUUUUAGCGUAACUUAAUAUUAGCAGAGCCGGGUUUAGCAAUAAAAAUAAACUACUUUGACGAUUAAUAGUAGAUAUUUAUUUGUAAAAAAAUAUAAUAAGUACGUAUUAAGUAACCUAGAAUAGAUUCAACAGCACGUAUGAUGUAUUUUGUUAAAAUAAGUUUGCACUAUCACAUAUCUACCACCAUUAAUAUUUAAUAUUUUUAUUCCACAAAAAAUUAAAGCAUUAAAGCAGCUUUGUGGCCUA
Messenger RNA from Tribolium castaneum (red flour beetle), 1713 nucleotides. RefSeq names its product Juvenile hormone binding protein 16 (gene Jhbp16). The transcript has 5 exons. The record is from RefSeq and is a predicted model, not a curated record. NCBI's taxonomy places the organism in Eukaryota, Metazoa, Arthropoda, Insecta, Coleoptera, Tenebrionidae. The coding region runs from base 148 to 876 and encodes 242 amino acids.